CACGAAAGCGUCAUUGGAUUCAAUGCGAGAGCAGACAAGUCCAGAAAAGUAAAAUUAAAUAGCAACACAUCACCGAACAGAAGGCAAUGGGUGGAGAGAGAGAAAUGGCGAAUGGUGAAUGGUGAAUGGUGAAUGGUGAAUGACCCCACAGAAGGAAUAAAACAGGCUGUGGUAGAGCUGUAAACGUUCCAUUUCACCACUCUUUAUGAUAUGAUAUAUUUUCUCCGAAAGCAUAGCUUUGAGCAAACAGCAGAGCAUAAUGUUUGGCAGUACAAAGGCAUCAUCGCUGCCAGUGUCGUCGCGUUCAGAGGAAGGAGGCCUUCGCAGACGUCUUUCUUCGCUGUCUCUGAAGAUCCAAGACAGCCCAACAUGGUCAUUUUCCAGAUCCAAGUCCCUCUCAUCCAUGGGUGACUAUGUAAGGACAUGCUGGGCCUGGAUCCUCUCCAGGAAGCUCAUCUUUGCCACAGAUCUCGAAAUGAACGACCAGAAAACUAAGCUCCUUGGCUCCCACAACAGGGGCACUUGGAGCCAUGUUUUCUAUAAGCUGCGCUCUGAGAUCAGAAGGUUCAUCUCUACUUCUGAUCACGCCACUCUUCCCAAAACCUACCACAGGUCCUCACCUCAAGUCUUCUCAUAAUUCCCUCCACAUUUCUCAAUGCUUCCUUCAAAUAAUUUACCUCUUUAUUUCAGAUCCACCGUGGAAAUCAUUACGUAAGCCAAUUUUAUGUACAAUUCAUUCUUCAUGUUAAUUUUGUUGCCCGUACGCAGUUAAUUACGUGCAUAUUAUAUUAAUUGUGGAUUGUUAUAAUUAAAUUUGUUGCCUAAUGGAACAAAUUAAACAUCUUAUUUUUAGGGUGCUUGUUGCAUACUGUUAUUAUCUUGUAGUUGUAUUGUAUGGUGGAUGUAGAACCUGCCAAUUUUCUGUUUCUGAAUCCCCUGCCCAAGUAAUUCGUAAAUAAUGAUAGCUGAAUUCUAAACUUGUUGCCGUGA
Molecule: messenger RNA, 990 nt
Organism: Glycine soja
Lineage: Eukaryota; Viridiplantae; Streptophyta; Magnoliopsida; Fabales; Fabaceae
Exons: 1
Coding region: 260-637 (125 amino acids)
Source: RefSeq, a predicted model, not a curated record